This is a messenger RNA of Malurus melanocephalus (red-backed fairy wren), 534 nucleotides long. Its product is annotated as killer cell lectin-like receptor subfamily B member 1B allele A. NCBI's taxonomy places the organism in Eukaryota, Metazoa, Chordata, Aves, Passeriformes, Maluridae. The transcript is spliced from 5 exons. The record is from RefSeq and is a predicted model, not a curated record. The coding region runs from base 1 to 534 and encodes 177 amino acids.
AUGGUGGGGACAGCUCCUGUCUCCAGCGGCAGCUGGAGAGUCCGGGAAGCUGCAGAAUCGGGAGCUGGAACACAGGAGAUGGCAACAGCACCCGGGAGCGUGAGCUUUUGGAGCUCAGAGAAGUUUUCCGGCAGCUCAGAGAAGUACUCUGCCCACCACAGCCACCAGGGCUGGAUGCUGGGAGGGACCAAGUGCUACUGGGUCUCCACUGGAUACGGCUCUUGGAACAGGAGCCAGGAGGACUGCGGGGAUCGAGGGGCCAAGCUGCUGCUGCCGUGGGAUCGGGAUGAGCUGGAAGUCCUCAAUGAAACCCUGCAGAAACCCGGGCGCCGCUUCUGGGUCGGGCUCUGGGUGCCAUCGGCCAGGGUGGGCUGGACGUGGUUGAACGGCUCCCGCCUGGACCGGCACCGGUUCCACCUGGAUCCCAGGGAGACACCUGGAUUCUGUGGGACGAUCAGGGGCAGCAGCAUCGUCUCUCAGGAGUGUAACACGGAGUUGCAGUGGAUCUGUCAGAGAGAAGCCGCCAAAUUCUGA